Messenger RNA from Rhipicephalus microplus (southern cattle tick), 3089 nucleotides. RefSeq names its product TNF receptor associated factor 4 (gene Traf4). NCBI's taxonomy places the organism in Eukaryota, Metazoa, Arthropoda, Arachnida, Ixodida, Ixodidae. The record is from RefSeq and is a predicted model, not a curated record. Gene Ontology annotation, molecular function: ubiquitin protein ligase binding; tumor necrosis factor receptor binding; zinc ion binding. Gene Ontology annotation, cellular component: plasma membrane signaling receptor complex. Gene Ontology annotation, biological process: regulation of apoptotic process; regulation of canonical NF-kappaB signal transduction; signal transduction.
CUGAUGCCGUGUGCCACGGUUGGUAACCGUGCCGUCGUUUCUGUUGACGCGCUGUGGCGCGGCGCGCUCGGGCUUUCAAGUUGUCCGAAGUCUUCUCGUCUGAAUCGUGCAGCGAAGUGACGUUAGGUGGUUUCGUGCCUAGAAGUGCUCCGUUGUCCCAUGAUGCCGUCUCGAAGGGGCCCCAUGAUCGACGACCAACUCAUCCUGCCGGCGAGGCCUCCGGCCGCCAAGCGAUGUCCCGUCUGCAAAGCAUUCGGCUCCGAGCGGAUGCAGCACGCCAGCCAGUGUCCCCUGGAACCCGUGUACUGCGAGAACAAGUGCGGCGCCAAGGUGUCCCGGCGGCUGCUCCAGGAGCACCGCACGAACGACUGCACCAAGCGGCUCGUGCCUUGCCCCUACUGCCGCAAGGAGUUCGUCUUCGACACGCUCAAGAACCACAUUCCCAAGUGCCCGCGGUACCUGGUACAGUGCCACCAAUGCGAGACGACAAAGAUCCCGCGCGAAGAUUUGGAGCACCAUCUGAAGGAGUUCUGCCCUGCCGCGGCUGUGGGUUGCGUUUUUAAGGAUCUGGGAUGCAAGUUCAAGGGUUCGCAGUUUGCGCUGGACCAACACCUGGAGGAGAGCAGCAAGAGCCACCUGGGCUUGCUGUGUGGCAUCGUGUCGCGGCAGCAGCAGCAGAUCUCGGCUCUGCGCACCGCGCUGCACGGCCUCGUCGCCAACACGACGGGCACGCUUCUCUGGAAGAUCUCGGACUACUCGCACAAGAUGGCCGAGGCCAAGGCCCAGGAGGGUGGCCUGGAGAUAUGCAGCCCGCCUUUCAGCACCAGCCCGUACGGCUACCGGCUCAUGGCCACGCUGUUCCUGAACGGCAACGGCUCCGGCGAGUCGACGCACCUCUCGGUCUACAUCAAGCUGCUGCCGGGCGAGUACGACUCACUGCUGCCGUGGCCCUUCGCGCACACGGUGUCAUUCGCGCUCCUGGACCAGCCGUCGACUCCCGAGAAAGCGUGCCACAUCGUCGAGAGCUUCGUGCCGGACCCGACGUGGAAGAACUUCCAGCGGCCCAGUCGGGAGCCAGACGCGCUCGGGUUCGGCUUCCCGCGCUUCGUGUCGCACGAGAUGCUCAAGAAGUGCCACUACGUGCGCGACAACACCAUCUUCAUCAAGGUCACCGUGGACGAGAGCAAGAUUAUCGCCGUGUGAUAGCUGACUGCCCGGAGGAAAUGACCGUUUUCGAUGUACUGGCGGUGGCAUUCUUUCAAGUGCUCAUCAAUGGCACUAAAAUGUCGUGGUGAUUGGACGAAUUUUAAGGCUCAAAUAUUCCCUGCAAGAAAAGACUCAUCUUGUUGCCAGGGCCAGUUGGCCACAUAAAUUUCUGGGACGCGAGUUCCACAACAGUGCGGACUCCUGCAGUCUUAAAUUGAGCGGCUCUCAUUGACUGAUCAUUUAGUAGAUUGCAAAACUUCAAAACUGAAAACCUCGAAUUCAAAACUUGGGAGCAUGUUUUGGAAAAUUAUGUGGAUGGCUCUACAGAAAUUUGCUGUCUGGUAACACUCUGGUACCAGAUGUAUUUGCUCUUUAAUCUACAAUAAGUCGUUCGGGGCCUCCCGUAACUGUGAAAUUUAUACCGGGUCAACAGAACUGUUGAGAGUGCUGCUAAAUCUGGAGCAGAGAGUUGACAAACUUGAGGGCAACUGUCUCUCCGUGCAAAGGUGGCUUACAACGAAUCUUUUCUGUCAUCGCAAUACUGUGUGGAACCAACAUAAACAGACUGCAACGAGAGCCACACAGAGGUGCAUUAUGAUGAUGUGCGCCAGUUCAAGUCACUGAAACAUCAUGCCACUCCUCAGGCCAUUGCAAUUACACAUUUUAAGAAAGCUUUCUUCACAGAAUCAAUUUGAAUACACACAUCAAGUGCAAAUAUUGCCCUUGCAGCCUGCCUCUUCCAAAGGAAACAUGAUUACAAUGACACACAAUCAGCAGUACACGCAUAGACCAUUCCAGUCAUGCUUCGCAAGCUGCAGUGCACAUUUUUACAGCAUUGCUUGCAAUAAUAGGUGCGUACUGUACAUGUGGAACGCUGGGACCAAUACGCAAGUGACCUAACAGGCCCAAGACGUUGCUUUGCACUUGAAUACUGCAUAAGAGCAUCGAACUUCCAUGACAUGGCUUUCUUAGGGGUGAAGCAAAAUGUUACACAUGCACAGAAAUGCGCACGAAUAAACGACGGAAAAGGCAUUGUAGGACAAUGCAAACUGCCGCAGCUUUAUACCUGCUACACAAGACAUCUCAGGAAAAUCUUUCGUGGGCAUAGAAAUGCCAUCAUCGAACUUUUCUAGUGGGCUUUGGGAAUUAAACUUUUAUUUCUACCAUGGUAAUAUUUCCACUAUAACGGAGGCAUACCACAAUACUUGCGAAUUUUGGAGCACCUUUUCGAAUCUAGUAACACAUUUCUCUUUCCUACUAAGGAAUUACAGCCAUCGAUGGUACACAUUUAUACUUGGAACCUGCAACAGCUAGGUAUCAGAUACAAUGACACCGUUGAAACCAGUUGAGUCUAUAGCUAAUUAAUAGCAUGAAUUGUCCAAGUAUGGCAUCUGCAAGUUUUCAUCUAUUACAAACUGGUUCUCGUUUGUUUCUCUAUCUUGUGGUCAAGUAACAAGUAUUUAUUUUCUUAUUAACUUGAGUAAUUUCUUCCUAUUGGAGCAAUUUCCAAACGCUUUCGAGGCCAAAGCUUUCCUUUUAAACAGUUUUUACCCCCCCCCCCCAUAUAGCUUUAUGUCUGUCGCACUAUUUUCUGACAUGCUUUGUAUACUUUGUGUAUUUAUGAUAGCGUAUAUAUCUUUUAAUAUAAUGCUCAGUCUUUUUUGUUUUUUUAUUGUAUAUAAAAAGAAAUCUAUACUACACAUGUAUGCCUUAUAGAUGUGCAUUUGUUUACAACGAAGCUUGUAUGAAAACAUUAUUUGUACGCUCCUAGUCACAUGUUGUCCACCACGCUCAUCCUCAUCGUCUGUAGAUUUGUAGUCAUAUUGAAAGUAUGCACGUGCCUUCAUUGUUCCAGCUUCAAUAAAGACAUUGGAUAUACUGAA